AUGUCGGGACGCGGAAGGGGACGCAAAGCUGCUGCCUUGGCGGAGUUGCUACUCACGCUAGCAGGGACACCCGGCAAGAAGAAGAGGAAGACUGCAGCGCAGUGCUUUCUUUGCCAAAAGCUUGGCCACGUCGCCAAGCACUGCAGCGGAGCAGUUGCGUGCUUGAAGUGUGCGCAAGCACACGACACACGCGACUGCAAAAAGCAGAAGGACGCCCCCUGUACCUGCGCCAACUGCGCCGGCGCACAUACGGCCAACGCUCGUUCCUGCGCCUACAGAAGAAAUUGGCGCGGGCCGGAGAAGAAGACGCAGAAGCAAGUGACCACCACACACGAAGAGGUGGUCACUUGCACGGAAGACGUCGUCACCAGGCGCCUUAACGACGUCGUACAAGAAGCCAUGUCCGCCUUCAAAUCUGCCAUGGCGGAAGAGAGGGCGGCCAUGCUGGCGGAACUGGGCGAGGCUCGGCGUCAGAUUGCUGUGCUGACGCAGGAGCUUCGCUCAGCCAAAGAAGUUCCCGCCACAACCGAAGACACCGCCACCCAGACGACUCCUUCACGUGAGAAGGAGUUCGCGACGGUGGCCACGCAGACCGACGAGCCUGCCGAAGGGGAGGCGACACAGCACAAGAAGGACACCGAAGCAGCAGCGCAAGAAGAGGAGUGGGAAGAAGCUCCACUCCUCCCGCUCCCGGAUAUGUACAGCGCAAGCGCUGUAACGAAGAAGAUCGCUGGGUCGCUUCGCGAUGGCACAUAA
Messenger RNA from Schistocerca gregaria, 756 nucleotides. RefSeq lists its product as uncharacterized. The transcript has a single exon. NCBI's taxonomy places the organism in Eukaryota, Metazoa, Arthropoda, Insecta, Orthoptera, Acrididae. The record is from RefSeq and is a predicted model, not a curated record. Bases 1 to 756 code for a protein of 251 amino acids. Gene Ontology annotation, molecular function: zinc ion binding; nucleic acid binding.